Thunnus maccoyii (southern bluefin tuna) is the source of this 1736-nucleotide messenger RNA. Its product is annotated as butyrophilin subfamily 3 member A2-like. Lineage: Eukaryota; Metazoa; Chordata; Actinopteri; Scombriformes; Scombridae. The coding region runs from base 321 to 1736 and encodes 471 amino acids. The record is from RefSeq and is a predicted model, not a curated record. The transcript is spliced from 12 exons.
UUCCAUUAGUCAGUGAUGUCUGGUUUGAAACUGACAUGUUAAUUUAAACUGCAAUAAUGUUUUUUUAUGAACAAGUUCUGCUUAACUUGAGAGUUUCUGUAUUACUGUGAUAUUAAUGAUCAGUUUGUUGCUCUUUCAGAGACAUUUAAACACUGACAACAAUACACAGGGAGACAGUGAAUAACUACUUUUAGAGAGCUGUUACUACAGUCUUCUUGUUGCAGUUGAUGAAACAUUCCUGGUGAAGGUCGGGAGCUAUCAGUGAUUUGCAGACUUUGAGCUCUCAGUCGGAUAAGGUGUGCCAGACUCAACAGAGUUCUAUGAUGUUUUGCCAGACAGACGGAAAGACCCUUAAAGCUCUCGUUGUUUUGGUUUUCCAUCUUCUCUUAACAAACUUCUGUAGAGGUCAGUCUCAGCUGAUUGGUUCAUCUCAGCCAAUAGUAGCAACACUUGGUGAUGACAUCAUUUUGCCGUGUCAUCUGCAACCUGCGGUGGAUGCUGCUGGCUUGACGUUGGAGUGGACGAAAACUGACCUGAACCCCAGAUUUGUCCAUGUGUGGCGUGACGGUGUGGAGCUUGUGGAUAAAAAACAUAAAUCCUUUGAGGGAAGAACAUCAUUAUUCAUCAAUGAGCUGAAAAACGGAAACAUUUCACUGAAACUCUCAAAAGUAAAACUCUCUGAUCAUGGAACAUACAGAUGUUUCAUUCCGACACUGGAAAAACAAUCGUUUGUUCAACUAGUUGUUGCAUCAGGUGCUGUCUCCUCACCUGUCAUCAGAUUAGUAGGACUUGACAGAGACAGAGGAGGAGUGAUGUUACAGUGUGAAUCUAAAGGCUGGUAUCCACAGCCUGAGGUGUUUUGGUUGGACGGUGAGGGAAACCUCCUCUCUGCUGGACCUACAGAGACAGUCAGAGGUCCUGAUGACCUCUAUACUGUCAGCAGCAGAGUGACUGUAGAGAAGAGACACAACAACAACUUCACCUGUAGAGUCCAACUGAAGAACAUCAACCAGACCAGAGAGACACACAUUAUUGUUCCAGAUGAUUUCUUUAAGAUCCAGUCCAGUUCUUCCCCUGCCAUAAUCGGUUUGGCUGUUAGUUUGGCUGUUUGCAUCGUGGUUAUUGUUGCAGUUGCAGUUUUCUUUUUUGUGUGGAAAUGGAGACCAAACAUGAUCAAGGUCAAGAGAAGAGAAACUGACACUAAAGUUCAGUAUCAUAAAGAUGAAGAAACAGUGAGACAGAAGCUCAUUACAGAUGAAACUGCACCAAAGGACGGAGAAGUACGAAAGACAACCACACAUCAUCCUUCAAGUCUGAAGUCAGACUUUCUGCUGUCAGCAAGCAGAGGAGAAGAGAUGCCGACCAACAGCUUGAAGGUGGUGCAUGAAGAGAAUCAGGGGAGCAAAGAAGCUGGUGGAGAAGUGGAGACUCGGACUGAGAAGAAGGAAACUGAGAACAAUGAGCUGAAGGGAAAUGAAGCUGCCCCAGCCAAGUCUUGGUUUUCUUCUUGGCUCCCCUGGAAUAACAACAAGCAGCUCCAGGAUGGCAGGCAGAUGAAGGAGGAGGCUGAGAAGGAAAUGGUGUCCUUGAAGAAGCCGGAGAACUCUGAGGAGACGGUGGCAAAGAUCAACGAAGAGCAGCAGAAGACCCAAGAUAACCUGAAGAACAAGUCUACAGGGCAUUUAGACCUGCAUGAAGACGCUGACAUCGCUUUUCAGUGUCUUCUAGAGAUUUAG